GUUUUACUAUCGACGGGCACGACGAAUUACAGACCGCCCCUGGAGCGCUCCAAGAGCGCCCCCAAACUCGGUUCCAUCGAGGAGACGAUAGAGGAGGAGGAAGAGGAAGAGCAAUCCCCUAUAGAAGAGGAGGACAGCGACGAGACCAGCGUGCGGGGUCAGAAUUUCCACGCGUCCCCUGUGGGGAGUCUUGCGAUAUCCGAGACGAUGUCGGACAUCGUGCAGUACGGUAACCGGACCACGGAGCUCGGCACGUCUCUCGCCCUCAGCAGGUCUACGUCACAACGCGGCAAGUCUGUCGACCAGGACGACGAGUUCGCCUCGUCGGAGGACUGCGUCUCGUCGGUGACGUGCAAUGGCGGCGAGCUCACAACUAAAAUAAACAUCACUGAUAGUCAUUUAACUGUUAAUAGGCAAUCAAGUUGUAGUAAUAGUCUUAACACAUCCAGUCAUAAGGAACCUAUGAAUUUUUCUUCCAAACCAACCCACAACAUGAGGCCUCCUGUUAUACGAAGGCGAUACUUGAGGUCCAUCAGCGUUGACACAGGCAGCGAUAACGGCGAUAUCGACGACUUCGACGAUAGCGACGAUAGCGGCACUCCAGUUCGCAGUCCCGCCUCUGCGCCUCCAUCUCACGUGACGCUUCGCAUCGCUUAUUCUUCAAGUCAGCCCUGCAGGGUGGAUGAUUCUGCGGACGAAGAACUCUGCAGUUCCUUGACAAGCACGGACACAACAGAGACGGUUUUAGACAGAAUCUUACCCGCACAUUCUAGCACUUACAUAAGCAGCGUCGACCACACCGAAGCAGUUUUAGAAAGAAUCUUGCCAACACAUUCCAGCACUCUUAUUAAUAUUGAGAGCAGUUCUCGAAGCUCUUCCGGAGUAGAUUUUAGAAGUAGCACUCGCCCUAAAACAUCCCAUGCUUCUUCCAUUGAGGUUGACCCCGAAAGCCAAGUUUUGAGCGACCCCCAAACAGUAGAAGACACAAUCACGCUCAUCAAUUGCUUGAGUCACUCUUUCUCACGGCAAAUGAGUCUUCCAGCAGAGUCCCACCAUCCCGACGAAUCUUUAACAUCUGACCAACCUGAGUCUUUGGGAUCACAUUGUGAUUCUUGUAGCUCCUCUUGUGGCGGCUGCUCCGACGCUGGAGGCGGAGGCUCGGAUGCUGGAGGUGGCGGUUCUGACAACGGCCAUUGUGUUCAUGCAGACAGAAGUUCAGGACGAGGUAUUUCUUCGUCGUCGUCCGGUGUGUCUGGUCGGCUUCUUGGUGUAGUUGUCAUUGGUAACUUGGAGAAUCUUGGUAACCUGAGCAACUUGAGUGCUCAGGCUGAGGAAGCCGAUAACAUUAGUGAAGAAAGUGGCUACGCGGAAGACAAAGACUUCCUGCAGUGCGCUGCNGACCAUACCUCUAGAGCGCAUACCUCUCUACCGUCAACCGCUUGCGUUGGUUCAUUUUAA
This is a messenger RNA of Hyalella azteca, 1458 nucleotides long. RefSeq lists its product as uncharacterized. The transcript has a single exon. NCBI's taxonomy places the organism in Eukaryota, Metazoa, Arthropoda, Malacostraca, Amphipoda, Hyalellidae. The annotation marks the transcript as partial. The record is from RefSeq and is a predicted model, not a curated record.